Molecule: messenger RNA, 3462 nt
Organism: Exserohilum turcica Et28A
Lineage: Eukaryota; Fungi; Ascomycota; Dothideomycetes; Pleosporales; Pleosporaceae
Exons: 2
Coding region: 1-3462 (1153 amino acids)
Biological process (GO): monoatomic cation transport
Cellular component (GO): membrane
Molecular function (GO): ATP binding; ATPase-coupled monoatomic cation transmembrane transporter activity; ATP hydrolysis activity
Source: RefSeq, a predicted model, not a curated record
AUGAGAAUUCAUAGACUUUCUCCUGACGACAUCACCCAUGGUUCCCAUCCCCCAGGUCACGCUUUCAGUAAUGACCGAAAUGCGUCGGAGCACACGUCAACCGGAUACGCAGAGUCGCGUCCUGCGAUGACUCCAUCUUCUCGGGCCGAAGAAUCCCUAUUUCAGCCUGGUCAUCAACUCCCUUCUGCUUCCCGCAUACCGGUAAUCAACGACGCCCUUCACAAUACACCGCCAGCUGAUGGAGCAUCUCGCGAGACGGUACAUCCGACGGUGACAGGAAGAGUGCCUGUAGCACGAGAAGAGCCUUUGGAAAUAUCCAAUGUAGAGCACCAGCAAACUGCACAGUUGGGUGAUCAUUCCCAGUCAUCAGAUGCAGCUCCAGGAGUAAACUCCGAACAGAUCGAGUCAGAACCCGCGCAUCCAUGGGGAAAUUGUCCAUAUCCGCACGUUCAGAGCGCGCAAGAAGCUACUGCCUCACUCUCACAACCCGAACUACAACUGAAGGGGCCAAACCGCCAUCGGCCAUUCGGGGCGCUCUCAGGUUGCUGCUCAACUAGUCGCCCGGAGACACCACCACCAGCAGUGCAACCCCCCAACAAGACUAACAAAACCCUGCAUACUCACUCUCUCCUGCCUGGUAUUUGCUGCUUAGAGUCGCAUUAUUCAAGCGAGACGCGCGACGGCAAUGAUGACAUCGAAAAUGGCCCUCCCAAUUUCGAGCGUGUUGUCCUUCGGAUCGACGGUCUCAAAUGUGGAUGCUGCGAAGGCGGACUUUCACGGGCCCUUGAUCGCAUUACUGCCGUCAAGAACCACCAAGUGAACGUUAUUUUGGCUCGCGUCGAGUUUGACUUGGAUACUAACCGCCUCUCUGUUGGCGAUGUCAUCAAACUGCUGACUACAAGAACCGGAUACAAGUUUGAGGAGCAAGUCGCCUCCGACGGGCAGAUACUAGAGCUCAUCGUCACCGAUCCUCGACUCCUGGUGCAUGCUGGCCAGCCAAAGGGUGUUAUCCGUAUUGAAGCACCAGUGAGGGUAUCCUGGCGUCCUCUAGGCCGACUCGGCCGACUUUGCAAAAGAGUAUCGAACAAAUCAACGAGGCCAGAGACGGAUGCAGUCGUUUGCGGAGACAGCGCCAGCGACCCUGCCACAGACAGCAAACAUGGAUACACUAGUAUUCGAAUACCUCCAGUGAGGUUAUACUAUGAUCCGAAUCAGAUCGGCGCCCGAACUGUGUUUGAACAUUAUCGAAAAUACGACCCGGACUUGUGUCUGGCGCCCCCAGCAACCGACCCCAGUAUCGAUCUUGGAGCUAAGCAAAUAAAACGAGCCUUACUCUGGUUUCUUCCUACUUUAGCCCUGACUAUACCCGUACUUGUAUUCGCUUGGACGCCACUAGCUCAUACUCAGGAUACCUACAUGCACAUCUCACUGGCUCUUGCCUCACUAGUGCAACUAAUCGCCUUCAGAGAAUUCGUCCCGGGCGCAUGGAGAUCACUUUAUCACUCCCGAGUCUUCGAGAUGGACUUUUUGAUUGCCUUUAGCACUACCAUGGCGUACACUUUCAGUGUGGUGUCAUAUGUGUUUCAGGUUUAUGGCACGCCUUUGGAAACCGGGUCUUUCUUCGAGACAUCGACUUUGUUGGUGACAUUGAUCCUGCUGGGCCGCGUCAUCAAUGAGUUUGCGCGCUACCGAGCUGCAAAGUCUGUGUCUUUCAGGUCACUCCAGGUUGAAGAGGCUCGUUUGGUGCUACCAUCUUCAAUUGACACGUGGGCCAACGUGAAGACGACCAAGAUUGACUCUCGCCUAUUACAGUACGGCGACUUCUUUACUGUUCCGCCUCAUACCAGAAUUGUUACGGAUGGAAUUGUCGUGUACGGGGGCUCUAACGUCGAUGAAUCAAUGAUCACUGGUGAAUUCCAACCAAAGGCAAAAGGCAUAUGGUCUGAAGUCUUUGCCGGCACCAACAACCAGGAUGGUUCGCUCGUCGUCAGCCUGAGCAAGUUACCUCAUGAGAACUCUAUUCAUCAAAUUGCAACCAUGGUCGAGGAUGCUGAGUUAACAAAGCCGAAAGUCCAAGCCCUUGCUGACUGGGUCGCUGGGUGGUUUGUGCCUGUCAUAGCCGUCAUCGGUACUGCGGUUUUUCUCACCUGGAUGCUUGUGGACAGAUACCAAAAUCACCAUAUGUGGAAAAGUGCGGUCCUCACAGCAACCACAUACGCCAUAGCUACUCUUAUCGUAUCUUGCCCGUGUGCAAUUGGUCUAGCCGUGCCUAUGGUCGUUAUCAUUGCAAGCGGCGUGGCGGCGCGUUAUGGGAUCAUCCUCAGAGACCCUCAAAUGCUAGAGGUAGCCCGCAAAGUUACAGAUGUGGUUUUCGACAAGACCGGAACAAUCACUUCUGGCAGACUGGACGUCGUGAGUGUUCCGCGAUACCGUAGUAUGGACAGAGCUCGGACCAAGGGCCUAUUGCUGGGCCUAUUGAAAGACAUUCAACACCCUGUUGCUGCCGGAAUCACGAAAUAUCUCACACAAGACAGAAUCGCCAACAAAGACUUCGAACCUCUAGAGGUCAACAAUAUUGUCAGCUUUCCUGGAGAAGGAGUCCAAGGCGUCUGCGCGCAAACGGGCGAUAUAGUCCGCGCUGGAAAUGCCGAAUGGUUGAAGAUUAACGUAAUUGGGCGUGAAUCCAACACCAGGUGCUAUUUUACCGUCAAGGGUGAGCUUCAAGCUAGCUUUGAGCUUAAGGAUCGGCCCCGUCCUGGAGCUGAGAUGGUCAUUGAAAAGCUACACACUCGCGGCAUCCGCGUACACAUGAUCAGCGGCGACACCGAAGGUGCAGUGACUGAUGUUGCUAGCUCGCUUCACAUUCAGAAGGAGAAGACCAAAUCACGCUGCAAACCCGAAGGCAAAUGUACAUACGUCAAAGAUCUGCAGAAGCCGGGCAAAGUUGUCAUGUUUGUUGGCGACGGCGUCAACGACUCGGUUGCGCUCAAGCAGGCGGAUAUUGGCGUACAUGUCAGUCAAGGAUCGGAUGUUGCGAAAAGCGCAGCCGAUGUCGUUCUCAUGACCACCCGUCUACAUGACAUCUUAAUCCUGCUCGACAUUUCCGGUACUGCAUACCGGCGCAUUAUUGCCAACUUCAGCUGGUCGUGCUUGUACAACGUUGGUGCAAUUUUGCUUGCAGCUGGUGCAUUCGUCGAGGCAGGGAACCAGAUUAGAAUUGCGCCGCAAUGGGCUGGGUUGGGCGAGCUCGUCAGUGUGUUGCCAGUCGUCUUGAUUGCAUUUCAGAUGCGAUGGCGCGACUACGGCAGCACGUACAGAUUCAUCGAGAACGACUACCAAAAGGUUGAGGCGCCGAAACGCGAGCGCGUACUCCGAAUUAGGGGAAGCUCUUCAACCGACAGCGCAGAAUGUUGUGAGAUUUCCUCGUCUAGACUGGCUAAGAUUGAUGCUGUGACGAGGUAG